Amaranthus tricolor (Joseph's coat) is the source of this 1142-nucleotide messenger RNA. Its product is annotated as pectinesterase inhibitor 9-like. The record is from RefSeq and is a predicted model, not a curated record. Gene Ontology annotation, molecular function: enzyme inhibitor activity. The transcript has a single exon. The coding region runs from base 148 to 792 and encodes 214 amino acids. Lineage: Eukaryota; Viridiplantae; Streptophyta; Magnoliopsida; Caryophyllales; Amaranthaceae. Gene Ontology annotation, biological process: negative regulation of catalytic activity.
AUACCCAAAAAGCCAAAGUAAACAGACAAACCAAACUUUUAAUUCGUGAUAGACCCAAUUUAUAUACACCCAAUAACACUUCAAAAACAACACCAUAUCCCACUGUAUUACAAACUCUGCCCCCAAAAUCUCAAUCACUGAAUAACCAUGUCAAAACCUCUCCUUAAUCUCUUCUUUUUAUCCAUUCUCCUUACAAUACUCUCUACAACACUAGCUUAUCAUCACCACCCAAUUCACAAACACCCAAAACCCACCCCAAAUUUCAUAUGGUCAUCAUGUCUUUCUACACGUUACCCUCCACUUUGCUUCCAUAGCCUCAAAAGCUAUGGUAGCAAGAUCGGCCGCAGUCAGCGCCAACUGACGCUGGCUGCGCUAGCAGUUAGCUUAUCCAAGGCUAGAUCAGCCGUUGGAUUUGUUUCUCAAGUAACAAAAGUUAAGGGGAUAAAACGACAUGAACUUGAGGCUGUAAAAGAUUGUAUUGAUACUAUGAGUGAUAGUGUGGAUCAGCUAAGCCAGUCAUUUGAAGAGCUAGCAAAUUUGGGUCAUACCAACGGUGAGGAUUUCAUGUGGCAUAUGAGUAAUGUUCAAACUUGGGUUAGUGCUGCUUUAACUGAUGAAACUACUUGUGUUGAUGGGUUUAGUGAUGGUGUUCAUGAAAAUAGUGGGAAGAUUAAAAGUUCAAUUCAAGUUAGGGUUAAUAAUGUUGCCCAAGUUACUAGUAAUGCUCUUGCUUUGGUUAAUAAAUAUGUCGAUAGAUUUAAUGGUCGUGCUUAUCACGUUAAGAGUCCUUAAAUAUUGGAUCUUACAUUAUUUUGUUUGGAAGUGUGUUUUUUAUGAUCAAUUAGUAAUUAUCAAUUGAUCAGCAUCAUUUUCUUAUUCAGUAUAUUUCACUUAUAAAAGCAAUAAUAAGAAUAACUAAAUUCAGAUGUGUAUGAAAGAGUUAUCGGAUGUACUUGUUUUUUAUGUGAGUAAAAUUUAGGUUGUGAGGUGUUAAGUAUAUAUAAUCAAAUGUUUAUCGUAGUGUUUAAAAUUUAAGAUUUUUUUAGGUAAGGUGCUCAAAUCACAAUAAAAAUUGUGAUGUUUUCUAUAAGUUAUAAAGGUUUGUGUUUUUAUGUAAUGAGUAAUUUGAGUUUAAAAUAUCA